Emericellopsis atlantica is the source of this 3645-nucleotide messenger RNA. RefSeq lists its product as uncharacterized. NCBI's taxonomy places the organism in Eukaryota, Fungi, Ascomycota, Sordariomycetes, Hypocreales, Bionectriaceae. The transcript is spliced from 5 exons. The coding region runs from base 1 to 3645 and encodes 1214 amino acids. The record is from RefSeq and is a predicted model, not a curated record.
AUGCCUACCACGUCUGAUUUUAUUAACGCUGAUUUCGAAAUAGCAAAGCGACGGUUCAAAGAAAGUGUCGGUGACCCGGAUAUCUACGAGAGAGUACUUCAGACGACUGGAUCUGACGAAGUCACAAAACUGAUUAAGAAAGCACAAGAAGAUGCAGCCUCUAGUCUAGGAAUGCGGGGCAUGGGACGCCUCGAGCCAUUCAUACUUCGCCUCAAAGACUUCGCCUGUGUUUUUGACACCUACGUCCAAAUCAAACCCGACCUACUCGCUCUUAUAUGGGGUCCAAUUCGUCUCCUGCUUCUAUGGUCAUCUGAAUUUUAUGAGGCCGUGGACUCCGUGGUAGAUGCAACUGAAAUGAUUGCGCAGGCGCUGCCACGCUUUGCUUCAAUGGCCAGCCUUUUCAACGAGAAUCAGGCAGUCCGAUCCGUCCAUGUUCUAUUCCUCCAGGAUAUCCUUGACUUUUAUGCUGCGGUCUUGAAGUUCUUCGGCAAAUGGUGCUCGCCUGCGCGCGGCUUACUCGCCCGGGUUCGGAACAAAGUAAUCGAAAAGGCGGACAAAGCCUUUGAAAUAGCGUGGGCGGCCAAGAAGAAGGAACUCCGUGUCGUCGUCGAGAAUCUCGAAAAGCACGGACGCCUUUUGAAAAAGGAGGUGACUUUCCUUGAAAUUGAAGAGGCAAAGAAGGCCAGGGAUGAAGCGCUGGUGAAGAGUAAAAAAGAUGACGAGGAACAAGAGACGCGGAAGUUCCAUGGCUUGAGGUCUCGCAUCGCUCCAGUACUGUACGAUAAGGAGCUGGAUGGACUGAGCAACAGAUGUCACCCCGGUUCAGUGAAUUGGUUGCUUCGCGACCCCAAAUUCAAUCAUUGGCUCGAUGUCUCUAAACGCGACUCGACUUGGCUAUGGUUGCAUGGAAUUCUUGGGGCUGGCAAGACAUAUCUUGCGGCGGCGGCUAUCAAUCACGUCAAGAAAAGCAAUCAGGUGCUAUUCGCAUUCGCUAGCCAGGAGAAUCCGGAUGAAACGGCGCUUUCAUCUAUUCAAACAUUGAUAUUCCAGGCCGCGACGAAUAAUGCGGCUUUCAGGACUGUCUUGGUGGAAGCAAGCGAGCGAGAGUUACAGGGCAACACCAAAUAUGCGGCAAACUUGCUUAAGUCCUUACUCAUGUCGGCUGGGCCGGCAUAUAUCAUCAUCGACGGGCUUGACGAGAUCAAGGAGAUUGAGCGCCAGAUACUCUUACAAAAUCUAGAAAUGAUCUGCAAGGUCUGCAAGGAGCUCAAGGUCCUCAUUUCGAGCAGAGAUGUGCACGAUAUCGAGCAGGUUCUCAAGCUCAAAGCAAAGGAUAUUCGUGUAGAUCAGAAAAACCAAGGGGCCAUUCAGACAUACAUUAACGACAGGCUAGGGAGAUGGAUGGAUGAACACUGCGACGACACCGACUCCCAAUCAGAGAUAGUUCGCCUCCUGGCAGAUCUAUCAGCGUACGCUAAGGGCACCGUCAUACAAACAUGCAGGGCUAACGAUUUGCGUGGAAAAGGAAUGUUUCUUUAUGCACGUAUUAUGAUGGGUCUCCUAGAUAACCUACAUGGUAUCGAAGAAAUUCGCCAGGUGUUCAGAUGUCUUCCGACUGAAUUAAACGAAGCAUAUGAACGAAUCUUCCAGCGCAUCAAUCCAAACAAUCAAAACAAAUGUCGGAAUAUUUUUCUCUGGAUUGCAUGCUCCCCGACUCGCCUCACAGCUCUCGAGUUGGAACAGGUCAUACUCCUGGGAACUAGUGCUGGCGAAGCGCUUCCAAGUGCAACUUCACUCAAUUUCGUCAGGCUUUGCGGUCCCAUCAUCGAGGUCAUAGAUGGUUGGCCACAGUUUAUUCACGUCACGGCCAAAAGUCACUUCCUUACCAAAGAGCUCAAUAAUUCUAUUGAAGCAAAACAAGCCAAGCUUAAAAUGGCUCUAUGGGGCCUCUCCUACCUAAGUUCGCAGGAUUUAAGCGUUGAACUCUCCGAUUUGGACAUAAAGCGAAAUCUCUUGUCGGGGAAAUAUCGCCUUCUAGAAUAUUUUGCGAGCAAUUGGCACACCUUAGCCCUUCCUAUUGUACGGGACAUUGAUGAUAACAACAUAUAUCCCAAGUUCAACAGGAUGCUGACAGAUUUGGCCCGGCAAGCGGAGAAUGACCAGUAUGAAGAUGAAGCAGACUCCUCGAGACCGCCAUGCAUCAAUGAGACCCUGGCGAUGAACUCAUCAGAAGGUCAUAAUAUGCUUGGGGCAUCUCUGCGGUUUCGUCACAACGAGAAAGUGCCAGACUGGAAUCGAACGGAAAGCCAUGACUGGGUUGACUUAGAUCCAUUAACUACGUCAAAAAUGCUAGUCCGGGUUCAGAAACUCUUCAAUGAUUUAGUCUGUUCUCGAGCUUUCCACAACGCUGACUGCGGUGGCCAAUGCGCUAAACUGCAGAGGAACUAUGGUGGUCGCCUCUACAAAUGCCACUUUGUCUUCUGCGAGAGUAACCGUCUCGGAUUCGAGUCAGACAUAGACCGAUGCAACCAUUAUCUAUGCCAUUACAGGCCUUGGAAAUGCACCAAUGCAGCCUGUGAAUUUCGAAACAUUGGCUUCACUUCUAAGAAGAACCGAGAGACGCACUGGCUUGAGCGUCAUAUGAGGGAGGAAACCCAACCCGGAGAUUUGGACGGGCUGGAAAAAGAUGAGAUUCAACCGCUUCUUUUUCGACUUGUGGCAGACGAGGACAUCGAUGGCAUAAAACGUCUUCUGGCGCUUCCUGUCUGCGAAAGCCUAGGGUCGACUAUUCGUACGGCAGCGUCACUAAUAGCAGUCGAGAAAGGGUCCUAUCCAAUGGUUCGGCUACUCAUUCCUGAGGAUUGGAAGCACCUUCACACAGACUUGGUGAUAGCAGCAGUGGAAUCAGGCGACGUGGAUAUAGUCAAGUGGGCGCUCCGAAAGUCGAAUCAGGACGACCUUUCGAAACUGGUCGUGCCUAUGCUGCAUACCAAUUCCACCGAGGUUUAUUCCCACUUCAAGGAAUAUCUUCUCACAAUUCGUGUUCAGAGGAGCGGGGUGGACCCACUAGAGGCUCUAUUCAAAUCAACCGUCAUCAAGAAAACGAAGAAUGCUAUCACAGAGGAAAGACUGGGGGAAAUAUGGAAGCACUUGUUUCGGAAUGACAGAGUGAAACAGAAAACUUUGUCAGCUGCUCUGGUCAAUGUCGCCAAAUCGACCUUUUCGAUCCCAUUGGCACGAACUCUCAUCAAGCUCGGUGCUGAUGUUGACUAUCCCAAAGGUCCGUCUGAGAAUACCAGUUCCGGUAUGUCAGCUCUACGCUAUGCCGCAAGAAAGCCGAUUUCAAGUGAAACAGCCAUGUUUAUGAAGUUUCUUCUGGAAAACGGCGCAUGUCCCUUCGAAAAAGCUACCAAGGGAAACUCUCGAUCCGUGCUUAGCUUCUUGAAGCGGGGUGUAUAUGGCGAAACACCUUUCACGCCAUCCACAAAUACCGACAAACUGAUUAACAGGAAACAUGAAUAUAUCAAUCUCGCGGAUUGCGAGGGGGCCAAGAAUAUUUGGAGGAAGUUAGAUGAGACAUGGGAGGAACUUGCUAAGCGUAACGCUAAGAUAUGGAUGGAGGCAGAAGAAACAAGGCUAAAAUAG